AUGAAGCUAAUGAAAAUGGAAUUCGAGUUCAAUGAGAAGCACGCCGUCACCGUGGAGCGGCUGAAGAAGGAACGUCCGCGGCUUUUGGAUGAUCAGGAGGGAGAAGGGUCGUCGGAGAGAUUUGUGGAUGUUGGAGGUUAUGAGGAGGGGGAAGAAGAAGAAGGAGGUGGACCGGUGGUGACUGUUGCGAAGGCGGCGGAUAAUUCGAGUGACGAUGGUGAUAAUAACAUUAGCAUCAACAACAUUGUUAACGGUGAGUAA
Molecule: messenger RNA, 261 nt
Organism: Microthlaspi erraticum
Lineage: Eukaryota; Viridiplantae; Streptophyta; Magnoliopsida; Brassicales; Brassicaceae
Source: the annotation of a GenBank genome assembly